Aspergillus niger is the source of this 187-nucleotide messenger RNA. RefSeq lists its product as uncharacterized. Lineage: Eukaryota; Fungi; Ascomycota; Eurotiomycetes; Eurotiales; Aspergillaceae. The transcript has a single exon. The record is from RefSeq and is a predicted model, not a curated record. The annotation marks the transcript as partial.
AUGUCUAUGAUUACCACUUCCGCUUGGGUGCGGCGCGGAGUCGCUGCUCAGUUCCCUACGAAAUAUGAGAUCAAUGAGGAGGAAAUGGAUCGCAUAUCGAAGCUUGCGCGUAUGCAGCUUGAAGAGGCGCAGGGUGAUUUGAAGGCUGCGCAGGAGGAUGAGGAGAUGGAGGAGGAUAAGAAGGAGG